Asterias rubens (European starfish) is the source of this 3239-nucleotide messenger RNA. RefSeq names its product cGMP-dependent protein kinase 1-like. Bases 39 to 1739 code for a protein of 566 amino acids. Lineage: Eukaryota; Metazoa; Echinodermata; Asteroidea; Forcipulatida; Asteriidae. The record is from RefSeq and is a predicted model, not a curated record. Gene Ontology annotation, biological process: protein phosphorylation. The transcript has 15 exons. Gene Ontology annotation, molecular function: cGMP-dependent protein kinase activity; ATP binding.
GAGAUUGUAUAAAGUCCGCCAUCUUAGACAAUGACUUCAUGAAAAAUUUAGAAUUAUCGCAGAUUCAAGAAAUCGUCGACUGCAUGUACCCCGUCGAAUAUAGCAAAGACAGCUGCAUUAUUAAAGAAGGUGAUGUCGGGUCGCUUGUCUACGUUCUUGAGGAUGGUAAGGUGGAGGUGACCAAAGAUGGCAAGUUUCUUACCACUAUGGGGAAGUGUAAAGUAUUUGGCGAAUUAGCUAUCCUCUACAACUGCACAAGGACGGCCACAGUAAAAGCUCUCACAAUUACGAAGCUAUGGGCAAUAGAUCGGCCAUGUUUCCAAGCUAUCAUGAUGAAGACCAACCUGGUCAGACAAGCAGAGAUCAUCGAGCUGCUUCACAAUAUACCGAUAUUUCAACAACUGUCGGAGGAAACGCUCAACAAAAUAGCUGACGUUGUAGAAGAGACAUACUACGAUGAGGGUGACUAUAUCGUCAGGCAGGGCGCUGUUGGAGACACCAUGUAUGUCAUACAGAAGGGGAAGUGCAAUGUGACACAACGGCCAGGAUCCGGAGGUAGCGCGAGGCAAACCAACGUACUCAAAAAAGGAGAUUACUUCGGUGAACUCUCCCUUGACGGGACGGAUGACAGAAGAGAUGGAAACGUCAUUGCUGCAGAAAAAGAUGGAGUGGUAUGUCUGGCAAUAGACAGAGAAUCUUUCUUACAAGUUUCCGGAGGUCUGGACUCAAUUAUUUCAAGAAGUACAGAAGAGAGCAAAAACAAGAAGGUGGAUUCUGAGUUUGCUGACAUCUCAUUGCAAGACAUAUCUGUUCUAGCAACGCUUGGCGUAGGGGGAUUUGGUCGUGUUGAAUUAGUAAGAGUUGAUGGCCGAAAUCAGACGUACGCCCUCAAGCAGCUGAAGAAGAAACACAUUGUCGAGACGAGACAGCAAGAACACAUCAUGUCAGAGAAGAAAAUCAUGUUGGAAUCACGCUGUAUGUUCAUUGUCAGAUUGUAUCGUACAUUUAGUGAUACCAAGUAUCUAUAUAUGCUGCUGGAGGCGUGUCUAGGUGGGGAACUGUGGACCAUUCUCAGGGACAAGGGUUCUUUUGAUGAUGGUACCACGCGAUUCUACACAGCUUGUGUGAUAGAAGCAUUAUCCUACCUACAUACCAAAGGCAUCGUCUACAGAGAUCUAAAGCCAGAGAAUAUCCUUCUAGACGGCCAAGGAUAUGGAAAACUGGUUGAUUUUGGUUUUGCAAAGAAAAUCAACCACGGCCGCAAGACGUGGACGUUUUGCGGCACACCGGAGUAUGUAGCGCCUGAAAUCAUUCUAAACAAAGGUCACGACUUCUCAGCGGACUACUGGUCGCUAGGAAUUCUGAUGUUUGAACUCUUAACAGGAAGUCCUCCAUUCACAGGUUCGGAUCCCAUGAAGACCUACAACAUCAUCCUGAAGGGCAUGGACAUGAUCGAGUUCCCGAGGAAGAUCACCCGCAACGCGGCGAACAUGAUCAAGAAACUCUGCAAAGACAACCCCACGGAGAGACUUGGCUACCAAAAGAACGGCCUGAAGGACAUCCAGAAACACAAAUGGUUUGACGGCUUCAACUGGGAGGGGCUUAAGAAGAGGACACUAACUCCACCAAUCAUACCCCAUGUUCGUUCCAACUCGGACACAGGAAACUUUGACGACUACCCACCAGACACUGACCCAGUACCGCCAGACGAUAUGUCCGGUUGGGACAAAGACUUUUAAUGACCAUGCAAUGUGCCUGAUUCUUGUAGUAUCCUGCACUGGAAUUAAUGAACAAAAAAGCAAUCAAUUAUUGAAACUAAGCAUUCAACAACUGUGUCACGGCGGUACCGUGUUUUGUUUCACGGAUUCUGAUUUUUGUUUUUUUAGCCUAGCUUUGCAAGAGAGUCUGUUCUUUGUAUCAGACUCUUACCAGUCUAGUUUUUAAAUGUCCAGAUCCUGUCUCUGUGAUUGGAGUUUAAGUAGGAGGAGUUUCAAGUCACCCGACUAACUUAUGCAUCUCUGCAUGACCGCCAGUUGAAUGGGAAAGUCUGGCACCCCGUCCCAUUUAGUGGAUAUUUACCAGCGAAGUUUCCUUCUACUAAAGAAACAGUCUAUCUCUGAUUGCGAGUCGGAGCCCUGCCCGACUAAAUAGAUUCAUCAUGCCAGUCUUUCAAGAUCACAGGCUACUGUUUCUUAGAUCAGUCUUCAGUUCAACAGUUUGAAUGUCUGAAGUCCUGUCUCAUAAAACAGCCUUUUGGUGAUGAAGUGAAAUAGCCACUAUCUACAAGCAGCUUUGCUGAACUCCUCGAUCCAGAAGUUAACCAUUGAAAAGCAUCACACAAGUUUGUUGGUUUUGUUAACCAAUUGAUGACUACACGGCACAGGAGCGAAGCAAAACCUCCAGUAGAAAGAAAUCAGUCGUUUAUGGGUUAAUUUAUUUACUUUUGUACUCAACAUAUCUUCUUAUUUAAAUGAUUGAAAUGAACGCAACUCAAUUGAAAAUAUUUCUCAGUACUUUGACAAGUUUUUAAACUCAAACAUUUUAGUUUUCGUGAUUAAGCGGACACUGUUUCUGCUCUUCAAACCACACAAAAGAGUCGCCAAAACGCAUGCAGUAAUGAGAAAAACACUUCGCAGACGUCUGACAUAUAUCUAUGCAGCGAAAUAGCCUGUCGGUGAAAACAGCAGAUCUAGCGAAGAAAUUACUUUGACAAAGUUUGUAUGGAGACGGUGUGAAUCCAUGCUGUUGCAUAUGUAAAUAUUUCAUGAAUUAUUCAUUAUAACUUUUUUUUGUGCAUGAAACAUUGGUGUUUCUCGGGACCAUAAAUAUAACAUUAAAUAUUUUCCUUGGGUUUUCAUCUUAUUCACUUUAUAGAAAAACCCUGUAUUUCACUAAACUUUAGUCUGCUCAACAGAGGCAUUUAAUUGACAUUGAGAGAGAUAGAACAAAGUAUAAAUCAUAAUAAGGACUUAAAUAUCACAAAAAAUGACUUUGGCACUAGUCAUAAUUGUGACUUGGGUUUAAUCAUAAUUUUGAUAUACAAGUCAUAUUUAUAACUAAUGCUAACUCAUAAUUAUGAAACAUAAAUAAACAUGUACUAUAAGUCAUCAUUAUGUAUUGUACCUUUUUUAAUGUCUUUUUAAAGCUUCUGAACAUUUUCACACCAAAUUUGCUAAAUAAUAAUCAACACAGAAUGAAAUCUACACACGUUAGUGCAUUCAAACUAAACCCCCCCCCCC